Molecule: messenger RNA, 2050 nt
Organism: Amyelois transitella
Lineage: Eukaryota; Metazoa; Arthropoda; Insecta; Lepidoptera; Pyralidae
Gene: dyl
Product: cuticlin-4
Exons: 3
Coding region: 60-1811 (583 amino acids)
Source: RefSeq, a predicted model, not a curated record
GUCACAUAUAAAUAUAUGUCACCAAGAUAAUUCAUUGCCGUGACCGUUGGACUGUGACUAUGAAGAGGACCAGAUUACUGCUGGCGAUAGCGACGCUCCUGUUACAGGAAGCAACAUGCGAGCCUCCAGUCGAUUCGGCGUCGUUACCAUUAGAACAUCGCGCAGGAGCCGGCUAUGGCCCACCAUUGGCACCUACACAUUCAGAUGACCCCUGGCCACUCGCGACACCUGACAGCCCUAAAAUAAAACAUCUACAAGUACAAUGUGAAAAAACGCACAUGAGGGUUAAUAUUGAAUUUGAUCGUCCAUUCUACGGAAUGAUCUUUUCUAAAGGAUUCUACAGUGACCCACAUUGUAUGCAUCUCAAGCCAGGAACCGGUCAUCUCAGUGCAACCUUCGAAAUUUUUCUCAACAGCUGCGGUAUGUCCAGUUCUGCAAACCACAAUGUAGCAAGUUAUGGGAGUCCUACACCAAGUGGUUCUUAUGUCGAAAAUACAAUCAUCGUACAAUACGACCCAUAUGUACAAGAAGUAUGGGAUCAAGCACGAAAACUACGAUGCACUUGGUAUGAUUUCUACGAAAAAGCAGUCACAUUUAGGCCUUUCCAAGUAGAUAUGCUGCAUGCAGUAACGGCCAACUUUCUCGGCGACAACUUGCAAUGCUGGAUGCAAAUUCAGGUCGGCAAGGGACCAUGGGCAUCAGAAGUGUCCGGUAUUGUAAAAAUAGGACAAACAAUGACAAUGGUGCUUGCAAUCAAAGACGAUGAAAAUAAAUUUGACAUGCUUGUUAGAAACUGCGUGGCACACGAUGGUAAACGCGCACCAAUUCAGCUUGUUGAUCAAUAUGGAUGUGUAGUAAGACCAAAGAUAAUGAGCAAAUUCCAGAAAAUAAAGAACUUUGGACCGUCCGCUUCCGUAGUGUCUUUCGCCUACUUCCAAGCAUUUAAGUUCCCAGACUCCAUGAAUGUUCACUUCCAGUGCGUAAUUCAAGUAUGCAGAUACAAUUGUCCAGAGCCAAAAUGUGGACUGGGCACUGAUUACGGUGUCCCAUUAUUAGGAGGCAAUUCGCUUGGUGCUGCAGAAUAUGGUGUACCCAACUCACCACAUGCUGAAUAUGGACCUCCGCCACCCUCUCCUCAUGCGGAGUAUGGUGUCCCACCGGCGUUCCCCGACCCACGUCAUCCAGCUGAUUCCACAGGGUCGUUUUCAGAAAAGAGGGACGAUGCUGUACCACCACCACAGGCCCAAGUUUCUUCAACACCAAACGCACCCAGCCCAUCAUCGCCUGCCCCCACACGCGAUGAUGACGAGGUUAAUCUACCACCACCGCCACCACCAGGGCGUCGUGGAGUAUACAACACUGUGAAGAGGAAAGAUGACGCGCACGGUAACCUUGCGACACUCGGAGGUAGACCCCGAUCGGUAGAGGACUUACCAGAAAGGCUAGUAGGCGUGAGGCGGCGAAGAGAAACUUCAACACCAACUCGCAUCUACAAGCGUGAUGCUCAAGAGAUGACAGAUGUGAACACUAGUCGCACCAUUCAAGUAGUAGCGCCGGGUGACGUGAACUUCGCACUGAAUAAUGCAGUGGCGAACGAAACUGUAGUGAUUCAGUCUCCAGCAACGGACCCGGAGACGAUAUGCAUGUCAGUGCCGUCGUUCGUGGCGGGGCUGGUUAUGUUAUUGUUAGUGUUAGUGGUGGCAUCGCUGGUGGCCGCGUUUCUUUUCGUGCGCGUCCGAGCGCUCGAUAGGAAGGGUGCCCACGGGGCCACCGCCUAUUAUGAGACGGAUUACGUGAAGCACACGAAUUAGAUCAAAGUGUGCAAGUGUGACGCGUGGACGUUCUAAUAAACUCUUCUCGGAUCCAAAGAGCGUGCGUUCUUCGGCCCCGGCCGGACGGCGCGGGUGCCGCUGUCGCGGUCGCGAACGAAGCCCGGCCGCGUGCGAGUUAUUUAUUUAGUGUCUUGUGAGCGUGAUGUAUAUGUUCGACUGUUUUGUAAAUUAUUUUAUUUGUGUGGAAAGCACUCCUGUACUGCCUUAUUUAGUCCAUA